Rodentolepis nana is the source of this 270-nucleotide messenger RNA. The record is from the annotation of a GenBank genome assembly. NCBI's taxonomy places the organism in Eukaryota, Metazoa, Platyhelminthes, Cestoda, Cyclophyllidea, Hymenolepididae.
AUGAAACCAGGACAAGCAGACAUCAAGUACCUUGAGACAGCAAAACGAUUGGACCUCUACGGUUUGGAUCUCCAUCCAGCGAGAGACAUGGAAAAUGUGGAGAUCUACGUUGGCGUAGGUUACAGUGGCAUCGUCAUUUAUCGUGAUCGAGUUCGAAUAGGUCGAUUCGCCUGGCCCAAGGUGUUGCGAAUAUCCUACAAAAAGAAUUAUUUCUACCUCAAAAUUCGACCGGAUUAUUUAAUUGUUAAACGAAUCGCUUCAUCCGCGUAA